Messenger RNA from Photinus pyralis (common eastern firefly), 1671 nucleotides. RefSeq lists its product as uncharacterized. The record is from RefSeq and is a predicted model, not a curated record. Gene Ontology annotation, biological process: DNA integration. Gene Ontology annotation, molecular function: nucleic acid binding. Lineage: Eukaryota; Metazoa; Arthropoda; Insecta; Coleoptera; Lampyridae. Bases 64 to 1671 code for a protein of 535 amino acids. The transcript has a single exon.
UUGAAGCCUUUGUUGGAAAUUUCUCCGCCUAGUGAUAAAGGAUCUUUACAGAGAAUAGUCGGUAUGUUUGCUUAUUACUCGAAAUGGAUUCCACGAUUCUCUGAAAAGAUUCGUCCUCUGAUGAAUAGCAAAUCGUUUCCUUUAUCAAAAGAAGCCACAUCAGCUUUUUCAAAACUUAAGAGAGACAUUGCCAACUCUUUACUCGUAUGUGUGGACCCGAAAUUUCCUCUAGUUGUCGAAACAGAUGCUUCAGAUGUUGCUAUCUCUGCAGCUCUCACACAAAACGGACGUCCUGUUGCUUUCUUUACUAGAACCCUUACCGAAAGUGAAAAGAAGUACCCUGCAAUAGAAAAAGAAGCUACUGCUAUUAUUGAGAGUAUUAGAAAGUGGAGACAUUUUUUGUGCAAUCGACAUUUCAAACUUAUUACUGAUCAGGAAGCAUUGUCGUUUAUGUUCAAUUUGCAACAUACAAGUAAAAUCAAAAACGAUAAAAUUCAGCGAUGGAGACUAGAGAUGUCUUGUUAUAGCUUUGAUAUCUCAUAUCGUCCUGGUUCUCUCAACAAAGUAGCUGACGCGUUAUCGAGGAUUUGUGGAGCCACAAAUCACGAUGAAUUGUAUAAUUUACACAAAUCUCUGUGUCAUCCAGGAGUUACCAGAAUGUAUCACUGGAUCAAAUCAAAGAAUCUACCUUUUUCUUUAGAAGAAAUUAAACAAAUCACUUCUGCAUGUCCCGUUUGCGCAGAAUUGAAACCUCGAUUCUAUAAAUCUCAAGAAAAUCAUCUGAUUAAAGCUACAAGACCAUUCGAAAGGCUCAAUGUAGAUUUUAAAGGACCAGUCCCUUCUAACACUAAGAAUACGUAUAUUUUGACUAUUGUUGACGAAUAUACAAGAUUUCCUUUUGCCUACCCCUGUCGGGAUAUGACCUCUGCUACGAUUAAAACAAACCUUUACAAUCUUUUCUCCAUAUUCGGGACUCCUGCAUAUAUUCAUUCUGACAGAGGAACAUCAUUUCUCUCGAAAGAUCUCAUUAACUAUCUUCAUACACAAGGCAUCGCUACGAGUUCAUCUACUCCAUAUAACCCUCAGGGCAACGGACUUGUCGAACGGUAUAAUGGAAUUUUAUGGAAAACCAUGUCUUUGGCUAUGAAGAAUAAGGGAUUAGAGACUUCGCGAUGGGAAGAAGUUUUGCCAGAAUCAUUACAUGCCAUACGUUCCCUUUUAUGUACAUCUAUAAAUUGCACUCCUCACGAAAGGAUGUUCUCCCAUGCACGUCGUUCGACAAAUGGAAUAGCUAUACCUUCUUGGUUAGCAAAUCCAGGAAAGGUACUAAUGAAGAGUCAUGUACGAACUUCCAAGUACAGUCCAUUGGUCGAAGAAGUGGAUCUGAUUGAGGCAAAUCCAGAAUAUGCUUUAAUCCGACGGGCAAAUGGGAAGGAAGUUACGGUUUCUUUAAAACAUUUGGCUCCAACAGGGGACAGUUCAAUUUUUGGUCGUGAAGAAUCUACAGGUCAAGAUCACAGUUUUGAAUCUGAUCCAGCUGUUCCUCAUGUAUCAGAAGUUCCUGUCAUUGAAUCCAAUUCCUUCCCCAACCCAGUAUUAACAGAAGAACAAAGAAGAUCGCAACGAGAAAGAAAACUACCGUUGUAUCUACAAGACUACAUUUCAAAAUAA